This is a messenger RNA of Gordionus sp. m RMFG-2023, 3547 nucleotides long. RefSeq lists its product as uncharacterized. Gene Ontology annotation, molecular function: beta-1,3-galactosyl-O-glycosyl-glycoprotein beta-1,3-N-acetylglucosaminyltransferase activity. Gene Ontology annotation, cellular component: Golgi membrane. The record is from RefSeq and is a predicted model, not a curated record. Lineage: Eukaryota; Metazoa; Nematomorpha; Gordioida; Chordodea; Parachordodidae. Gene Ontology annotation, biological process: protein O-linked glycosylation via N-acetylgalactosamine. Bases 178 to 2718 code for a protein of 846 amino acids. The transcript has 25 exons.
CAUGGAAUUCUAUAUAUCAUUUAAAGGUUAUUUCAACAUCUAUUCAGUUUACAAAAAAAUUAUAUUUACCUAUCUCAAUCAAGGACGCCUAGAAUGGUUACAGAGUCAUAACAAAUUCAACAUCAACAGAGGCUUUUGUUUACCUUGGAUAUUGGCUAUGAAUUUCGAAGAAUAGCUAUGAGAUUAUUCUGGAAAAUAACUACCGUUAAAAGAUCGAAGUUGGCCCUUUGCUUGCUUUUUCUCACGUUUGCGUUUUUCUUCCAUUCUUGGUUCAUUUCUUACAAAGGUGGCUAUCAAAUCAUUCAACCAACUCACCUAGAAAUACCUCGAUUAGGCCAGCACUUCUCUACGCCUCUAAUAACACAAGCUCGUACGACCAAAAUAAACAGGGCCCCAUGUAUUAAUAUGCGGUGUAACGGUUCCGAGAUACCUUAUAAGGUUAUAUCUGGAGACAAAUUGGAUCAACAUCCAUUCGUGUGCAUCGAUGAACAAACAAUAGAUCUGAUCAAGGAUGAACAUACAAAGGGGAGGGGACUACAUCUCAUUCGUAUAAAUGUGAUUACCAAAGAAAUCCUAAACGAUCAACUUUUUGAUACCUAUAACAACGAUUAUCCACUCAUCAAAUUUCUCAAGACAGUCCCAAAUCAUUUUAUAAUAGUGAUCGUGUGUUAUGACGAAUGUUCUGCUAAAUUAACCAAAUUUGGAAAAGAAAUAUUAUCAAAAUAUGGGAGUGUCCUAAUAAACGAUUUGCAAUACAGGGAGAAUUUUAUAAUGAUAGGACAAUUGGGUUUACAAAAAGGACUCGCUAUCGAAAAAAUUGGACGCAAAAAGAAUGCAAAAGAUAAAGAUGGUUUUGGGGCCAAGAUUGAGAUUUCCGGUUGCUUAAAAUCGCCCGUCGGCCAGUUGAUUCCGAAUUUCGUGCUGGAAUCCGAUAAAAUCAAAGAAACGAAGGAUAUCAGAAUCGUGCAAUCUAGCGUUAACACUUCAUGUGGCGAAUGUUCCAUCGAUAAUUCUGAUCAUGACCGAUCACCAAAUAUUCCCGUCCACAUUUACAUAGGGAAAGGGGACAAAGACUUCGUUAGGAUGUGCAUUAACGGAAUAUAUUAUUUCGACAAAAAAUUGAACGGAGGAGGCCGAGGAUUGAAUAUUGCUCAUAUCGAUGAAAAAUCUAAAGGAGUUGUGAGAUUAGGUCAUUUCGACACUUACAAUGAAGACAGUUCAAGUUUGGAAAUAUUUUUAGAAUCCUUGCAAGUAGGUGACACAAUUAUCGUGGCAUCAUUCGAUGACGCUUCGUCAAAAUUGACAAAUCACGCCAAAAAACUAUUCUUUGAAUUAGGGAGCUCCAUGGUGCAAAACCUUAAAUACAGAGGCUCUUGGUAUUUCGUAGGUCAAAAGGGGAUACAAGGAUUUUCCAGCAUUGAAGAUUUAGAAUUUCCAGACGCCCAUGGUUCCUGGGCACCGACUAUAGACGUUAAAUUUUGUUUGCCUCUACAAAAUUUUCAGGGUAUCAUAAUUAAACCAGAUCCUUCCUUGGCUGAUAACGUCAAACGCAGAGAUUAUUGCGCUAAAUAUGGGGAUUUCGCCGAUUUUUGCGAUGAUGAACAUAUAUACGAAUACAUAGCUCCUGCUCCUUUAAUAAAGCCUGGACACGCGUUUCACCCUAUUUAUAAUACGCCAAUUUUGGUCGUCGCAGGGAUCUCUCAUACCUCUCUAAGGAUGACGUUAGAAACUUUGAUUAUGCAACCUGGUAUCAAGCCUUCAAUGAUCAUGGUGGCUUAUGAUGAAUUGAUGCCAGUAUUCAAAGAUUUAACCGAAUUAUUUGGAGCAAGGCCUCAUCCCAUAUCUUCCUCUUUUCAUUAUAAUGAACUAUUCCACAAGGCGCUUCAGCAAGCUUGGGAUUAUUAUUCCAAAGAAGAAUACCUAAUGAUCAUUGAACAAAAUUUGGUUCUUGCGCCCGACUAUAUACAUUACAUGUCACAAGCCCUGAUUGUGCUUAUCAAUUCGUCAGAUUUAGCAUCAGUUUCUGCUUGGAAUCCCUAUGGUCACGAAAAGAUUUCUGACACUAGACCCGACAUUAUUUACAGAAUGAAUGAAGGUCCAAUAUUUCCUGGUUUAGCGUUUAUCCUUAAACGUUCCUUUUAUGAAAAACGGAUGAAAGGAAAGAUGCAAGAAUGUUGCCAUAAACAAACUUGGCAAGGUUGGCUCAAAGAUGAAGAGAUUUUACAAAAUGGUAUUGAAACGCUUAUCCCAGAUUAUUCGAGGGUUUACAGGCUAGAUGUAUCCCUCAGCGAAGAUAGUAUCACCUCUAUACUUAAAACUAAUCCCAAAUAUUGGGAGAAUAGGGCCAUCAAUUUAGACCCGUUCGCCUGGGCUGAAUUAGACCAUCUUUUAGAUUCUGAAUCUUACGAUGAUCAUAUAAAAAACUCCAUUAAGACCUCAAAACAUAUAAUGAUGUACUCGAACGAGACAAUUAAAAACACUCUUAUCAAAUUAUGUGAAGAGCUUAAUAGUCAAGCAUUGAGUUCAUUAGAUGUCUCCAUAAUAUUGGAACGAAAUUUCGAAGGGCCUAAAUUUUCCAAAAUUAUAUCUCGCAUUGUAUCUUGUUAUCAAGUCAAAAUUUUCGUUUCACCGCCCUUGCCUUCUUAUAAAGGUCUUUUCAGAUUUACCUAUUAUGGCAAACAACGAUUUAUACUGAAGGCAAACUCUCAAUUUUUAUGAAUAUUCAAAAUUAUAUGAAAAGGGACCUAAAUAAUCGUGCAAUAUUUUUUCCUAGUGAACAUAUUUGAAUCUGUCCCCAAUAUUUUAUAAUAUAUUAUUUUAAUAUACAUUAUAUAUAUAUUUUUUUUUUUAAAUUAUCUAAAUGUGAAUUCAAAUUAGCAAAAUAUCGUAAAUUUAGAAUAUAUUAUAAUUUAUAAAAACUUCAUCUCUUUUUGUAUAUUAAUAAAUAAUGCAAUUUUAAAAAAAAUUAAUAUGUAAAUUUAUUAUGCUGUACAGUCCACUAAAAUUUUAUUCAUUGUAAUAAAUUAUUAUUUAUUAAUAAUGAAUCAACUGAUGGUUCAUUAAAAAAAUAUUUAUUUUCAAAAAAAAUAUGUAAAUUUAUUAUACUAUACAGUCCACUAAAAUUUUAUUUAAUGUAAUAAAUUAUUAUUUAUAUAUUAUUUAUAAAUAAUGAAUCAACUGAUGGUUAAUUCAAAAAUUUUUUUAUUUCCAAUUCAAGAUAUUCCAAGAUUUUUAUCCAAUUCAUCCUGAUUUCCAGGUUGUUUAUAACUAAUGUCAACCGAUUCAUCGUGACUCCCAUUCUGUUAAAUAUAUAUAAAAUGAUUUUAUAAUAUUUGUUUAAAAUUAAAUAUAUUAAAUCCGGGAAAAGUCAUCAUAUUUUUUUUAUAUUUUAUACUUACCUUUGUCACAAAGUUUAUUUACAUAGUCAAAUGUCUAAUUUAUAUUAUCAUCGCUAAAUGUUGAAGCCUUAAAUGGAUAAAUUAAUAUUACUUUAUAAUAACUUUACCAUGUAAAUUACUUUAAUGUUUUGGUUUUAAUGAAUAGAUAA